Messenger RNA from Ochotona princeps (American pika), 2461 nucleotides. RefSeq names its product mex-3 RNA binding family member A (gene MEX3A). Gene Ontology annotation, molecular function: RNA binding. NCBI's taxonomy places the organism in Eukaryota, Metazoa, Chordata, Mammalia, Lagomorpha, Ochotonidae. The transcript is spliced from 2 exons. The record is from RefSeq and is a predicted model, not a curated record. Bases 739 to 2337 code for a protein of 532 amino acids.
CCCGCCCCUCCAGAAAUAUUUGGGACCUCGACUUCCAUCCCCUCCCCACACACCUCCCUCCCCCUCCAGCUGGGCCUCCGAGCCGCGGGGUAAAGAGCGAAGGGUAACAGCUCUAUCCUUCUUCGGGUCAAGGAAUUCGUCCCCGCGCCCCCGAGGGCGGGAAACUACAACUCCCGGCAUGCCCCGGGCGCCCCCGGCGCGCCCCCCUCCCGUCAGUUCCAUGCUGCUCCAUCCAGUCCAUUUAAAACAAAAGAGUUUGAGCGCUGGAAGGGGCUGGGCUCUAUCGGGGGCCACUGAGCGCCGCUCCAGGACGGGGGCCCGGUGCGGGAGCCUGGAGCAGGGGGCGGGGGGGAGGUGGGGCGUCUGGACGGCCGAGGCUAGAGACUCCCGGGUAGCGAGGCGGGCAGGGGUGGGGGCAGAGAUCCCGCAGCCCCCGCCCCCCGUCACCCCCGGAGAGGAGAGCAGAGAGAUCUGCUUUCUUGGUUUUGCUUCGCUUUUCCCCCCCGCCCCCACCCCGGGGGCUGGGGCAAGGGGAGUCGGGUUACAGGGUGUUUGGGGAGGGGGGCUUAGGGGGAGGGUCUAUCUUUCUAUCUCGCUUUCUUCCCCCCUCCCCAGUUCUUUGUUCCCCCUCCCCACACACCCCCUCCUCUCCCCUCCCCUCCCCUCCUCUCUCCUCUUUUCCCUUCCACCACCUCUCUCUCUCUCCCUCUCUCUCUCUCCCCCAGCUUUUGUUUCGCCAUGCCUAGUCUAGUGGUAUCUGGAAUAAUGGAAAGAAAUGGGGGCUUUGGAGAACUGGGAUGUUUCGGGGGAAGCGCCAAGGACCGGGGGUUGCUGGAAGACGAGCGCGCCCUUCAGCUGGCUCUCGAUCAACUCUGCCUCCUGGGUUUGGGGGAGCCCCCCGCCCCCACGGCGGGCGAGGACGGGGGAGGUGGGGGGGGCGGCGCCCCCUCGCAGCCGGCCGCCCCCCCGCAGCCGGCCCCGCCGCCGCCGCCACCGCCGCCGACUGCGCCCCCGGCCGCCCCGACGGCGGCCCCCGCGGCGCAGACGCCCCAGCCCCCCACCGCCCCCAAAGGGGCGAGCGACGCCAAGCUCUGCGCGCUCUACAAAGAGGCCGAGCUGCGUCUCAAGGGCAGCAGCAACACCACCGAGUGCGUCCCCGUGCCCACCUCCGAGCACGUGGCCGAGAUCGUGGGCAGGCAAGGCUGCAAGAUUAAGGCCCUGAGGGCAAAGACCAACACCUACAUCAAGACUCCGGUGCGGGGUGAGGAACCGGUGUUUAUGGUGACAGGUCGCAGGGAAGAUGUGGCCACGGCCCGGCGGGAAAUCAUAUCAGCUGCUGAACAUUUCUCUAUGAUCCGCGCCUCACGCAACAAGUCAGGCGCCGCUUUUGGCGUGGCCCCGGCCCUGCCUGGCCAGGUGACCAUCCGCGUACGAGUGCCCUACCGCGUGGUGGGGCUGGUGGUGGGUCCCAAGGGGGCGACCAUCAAGCGCAUCCAGCAGCAGACCAACACAUACAUCAUCACACCGAGCCGUGACCGCGACCCUGUGUUUGAGAUCACAGGCGCCCCGGGCAACGUGGAACGUGCGCGCGAGGAAAUUGAGACUCACAUCGCGGUGCGCACGGGCAAGAUCCUCGAAUACAACAAUGAAAAUGACUUUCUGGCGGGCAGCCCGGACGCGGCACUGGACAGUCGCUACUCAGAUGCCUGGCGGGUGCACCCACCGGGCUGCAAGCCCCUCUCCACCUUCCGGCAGAACAGCCUGGGCUGCAUCGGCGAGUGCGGAGUGGACUCCGGCUUUGAGGCCCCGCGCCUGGGCGAGCAAAGUGGAGACUUUGGCUACGGCGGCUACUUGUUUCCGGGCUAUGGCGUGGGCAAGCAGGACGUAUACUACAGCGUGGCCGAGACCAGUCCCCCGCUCUGGGCGGGCCAGGAAAACGCCACACCCACCUCGGUGCUCUUCUCAUCCUCCUCAUCCUCCUCCUCUUCUGCCAAGGCCCGCGCCACCGGACCUCCUGGUGCGCACCGCUCUCCAGCAGCCUCUGCCGCAGCAGCCGCCUCUUCCUCCUCGGCAGGGUCGGACCUGGCGGGACUCCCGAGGCGCCCGCCUGGAGAACCGCUGCAGGGAUUCUCGAAGCUUGGGGGUGGUGGCCUGCGGAGCCCUGGUGGCGGACGGGAUUGCAUGGUGUGCUUUGAGAGCGAAGUGACUGCCGCCCUAGUGCCCUGUGGACACAACCUGUUCUGCAUGGAGUGUGCAGUGCGCAUCUGCGAGAGGACGGACCCGGAGUGUCCCGUCUGCCACAUCACAGCCACGCAAGCCAUCCGAAUAUUCUCCUAAUCGCCCCGUGCCCCAUACUUGCUGGGCCUACCUCCCAGGGGCCCCCACUCCCCUCCCCAUCCCUGGCGCUGGACUGUUUUCCAGAAAGGCCUUUGGGGCAAGUGGUUAUUUUUCUGGGACUAGG